AUUAUAUAAAGCAAAAUAUGGAAGACAUCUUGUUCUACACAUCCCUCACUCUUAUCUUCAUCCUAUAUGCCUUCAAGUUCUUGCUCCAACCAAACCGACGUCGUUACAAAAACCUUCCACCAAGCCCACCUUCACUUCCAAUCCUUGGCCAUCUCCACCUCCUAAGACCCCCAGUCCACCGAACCUUUCACCGCCUCUCCCAAAAAUACGGCCCCGUUUUCUCACUCUGGUUCGGCUCACGCCGCGUGGUCAUAGUCUCCUCCCCGUCCGCAGUCCAAGAAUGCUUCACCAAAAACGACAUCGUUUUAGCCAACCGCCCUCGCUUGCUCUUGGGCAAGCACUUAGCCUACAACCACACCACAAUCGCCGCCUCCCCGUACGGAGACCACUGGCGUAACCUCCGCCGCAUCGGCGCCACCGAGAUCUUCUCCACCGCCCGACUCCAGACGUUCUCCGAGAUCAGAAAGGACGAAGUCAAACACUUAUUACUUAAACUCUCACAAAACGCACGUGACGGUUUUGCAAAGGUGGAGCUCAAGUCCAUGUUCAAUGAGCUCACGUUUAACAUCAUAAUGACAAUGGUGGCGGGUAAGAGGUACUACGGCGACGACGUGUCGGUCGACAAAGAAGAGGCCAAGCAGUUCAGGCAGAUUAUGAGCGAUGCGUUCUUUUAUGGAGGAGCAGCGAACCCAGCUGAUUUUUUGCCCAUUUUGAAUUGGGUUGGGAGCGGUGGUUAUGAGAAGAAGGUGAAGACGUUGGCUAAGAGGACAGAUGAGUUCUUGCAGGCUCUGAUUGAUGAGCACAAGAGUAAGGGUAAAAAUGGUACUACAAUGAUUGACCAUCUUCUUUCCCUGCAAGAGUCCCAGCCUGAAUAUUACAACGAUCAAAUCAUCAAGGGCCUUAUUCAGGUAAUGUUAUUAGCGGGUACUGAUACAUCGGCAGUGACACUGGAAUGGACCAUGUCCAAUCUACUUAACAAUCCGCACGUGUUAAAAAAGGCUAGAGUUGAGCUAGAUGCUCAACUAGGCCAAGAAAACUUAGUGAAUGAAGCAGACCUCUCUAAACUGCCCUACCUCCAAAGUAUCAUCUCAGAGACCCUCCGUUUAUGCCCAGCAGCUCCAUUGCUAGUACCUCAUUUUUCGUCCGAUGACUGUACUAUUGGAGGAUUCGAUGUGCCACGUGACACAAUGGUAUUGGUCAAUGCAUGGGCUCUGCAUAGAGAUCCUCAACUGUGGGAUGAUCCUGAAAGUUUCAUGCCUGAGAGGUUUGAAAGUGGUGGCGAUUUGUCCCACAAACUCAUUCCGUUUGGGCUUGGAAGAAGGGCUUGCCCUGGACUAGGCCUGGCCCAACGUGUGGUGGGCUUGACGUUGGGGUCACUGAUUCAAUGCUUUGAGUGGGAGAGAACCAGUAAGGAGGAGAUUGACAUGGCUGAAGGUAAAGGACUCACCAUGCCUAAAGUUGUUCCAUUGGAGGCUAUGUGUAGAGCACGCUCAGUUAUGACCAAGAUGCUAUCUUGAUCUAUGGAAAUAUAUAUUACUUAUAAAUAAUGUCGUAACAAAAUAAGUAAUUAGCUGCAAGACAUGUAUACUCGAGCAUUGUAAUUUUGAAGAAAUAUUUUAUGUCUUCCAAUAAAUAUUCAUUUAACUAGUCC
Prunus avium (sweet cherry) is the source of this 1651-nucleotide messenger RNA. RefSeq names its product cytochrome P450 81Q32-like. Gene Ontology annotation, molecular function: monooxygenase activity; iron ion binding; oxidoreductase activity, acting on paired donors, with incorporation or reduction of molecular oxygen. The record is from RefSeq and is a predicted model, not a curated record. Lineage: Eukaryota; Viridiplantae; Streptophyta; Magnoliopsida; Rosales; Rosaceae.